CGCCUUUAUUUUUUCUACCAGUUCCAUACGUCUACGGAGAAAUCACGUGACCGUGCAUUUGUUGGAAGCACAAUAUUCCAAGGGGCAUUCCAGACCUAUACUCGCCAAAUUAACAGAGGAGCUCAUAAUACAGGAAGAGUCACAGUGGUUUCAGUUUUUGAUCUUUCUUCAAUAAGAAGUAAUAGCACGCAUUUGCAAACAGCAGUUCUGUGUAAUUGCUUUCGCAGCAUCAAAGCUUGAAUUUAACUCAAGUAUGUUGUUUUUUUUGUUUUGGAAUUCAGAACGUGAAAUAGAAAAAAGGUCUGAGAAAAUGGGGAAAAGGGCACAGGAAAAACCUGAUUUGUUCUAAAGCAAUGGUACAUUUAAUCCAAGUUGUAUGUUGUGUACAAUUGGCUUCAAUUGCUCUUUCUGCCCUUCCAGAUCCUGUCAAUGUGAUUAUUGACUCAAAUAACUUUGAUCAUAUCCUGAGAUGGGAACCAGGAGCUGGCACUCCCAUGGGGAUGAAUUACAGAGUUGAGUGGUGUUGCAGAAAGGGUAAUAAGUGGUCGCAGAUGAGAUGUCUGAACGUAAAAGAUGGAAGAGAGUGCAACUUAACAAAAAAGUUUAAGAAAAUCCACAAAGUAUAUAAGGCUCGGGUUCAAGCCAUUACUAAGACACAGCAAUCCAGCUGGACUGAGAGCAAAUGGUUCCAACCUGUUUCACAGACAAUCUUGGGCCCACCAGAAGUGUCUGUCCAUGGGUGUGGAGAUUGUCUUUUCCUGCAGUUGAGCCCUCUGAAAUCUCUGUUGGAAAUCUAUCACGAGUUUGAGUAUUUCAUUGUCAUGAAAAGGGCUGGACAGAGCAAGACUUCUUCAGACAUGACAACAAUAUUAAAUGAAUAUGAAAUCAACAAUUUGGAGCGUGCUACAAAUUACUGCGUCAGCGUGAGCAUGUCAGCCAAUACAAAUGGAAACUCAAAGGUUUCGCAGUGGCACUGUGCAUUCACAAGCCCUGAGGGCAAAAGCAAAGUCCCCUUUCUGCUGGUUGCUGUGUGUGUUCCCCUCGUGUUGAGUGCAGCAGUUAUGGCAGCCUUGGUCUACAGUGGUUACCUGUGCAAGCCGAAGACACAGCUCCCCAAAGUGCUGGCCUCUUUUACAUUACAUCACAGUUCCUGCAGUCUACAGCUAGAAGAAGAGAGGUGCCCUGUAGGACCUGUAUUCAUUGUCUACAAACAGGAACGCAAGCUGAAAAGCCAAAGUCGGACACUUCUGAACUCCAGUGAAAGCGAGGACACCGACAGUGGGGGUGAAGAUGGGUAUGAAGCACAAGCAAUGUGGCCUCCAGUCUACCUCUAUUCAUCUGCCCUGUUGGAGGAGCCUAAGCAAGCCUAUGAGCCAGAUGACCCGGCACAGAAGCAGUGUUUGCUUGUGUGUGAUGAGCUUCUAGUGGAGCGGUCACAAGACCAACCAGAUCUGGAGGAGAAAGAACCUUUAAUUGAGGGGAGAGACUCUGAACAGGAGGAAAGCCAUCAAGACAUACCUUUGUUUUCAGUACUGUUGGAGAGUCAUGAUGAUGAUGAUGAUGAUGAUGAAGUCUUGGAGAGCCCUCCAGUGGAGGUGGCUCUGGAUCAAGACGAUAGCAAAAUUCUGCAAGAGGAACAGCAAGAACCACCUCUGAUGGGGUCUGUAGAAUCUGUAAACUGUGUUCCAGACCACCUCAAUGUAGAAAUGAACGACAAUGAGGAGCAGAGAUACUAUUCAGACGAGGAGGAGGAGGAGGAGGAGGAGGAGGAUGAUGACUGUGAGCUUUCUGGGUACUUGAGACGUUAGUGGAUGUGUAGCUUUCCCCGGAUGUAGCUUGCACCAUCUGUUCCUUUUCAUUCUCAGUUCGCAAUCCUGGGAGCUUUGCAGGUUUUUAUUUUUAUUUUUUUUAUGAUUUUAUGGAAUUCAUUUUUUUUCUAACUGGAAUAACAAGCGAAUUUUGCAACAAAAAAACUGUUGUACAUGCUGUACUGUAUGGGGCCCUGGCAUUAGCAAACUGAAUUAUUUGAUAAGUACAUGCUUAGUGUUUCUCAGCUGGUAAAGGGAGUUGAAAUAAUGUUAUAGAUGUAAAGAGCAGCGGUCAGCACAUUAUUAUUAUUAUUAUUAUUAUUAUUAUUAUUUAUUUCUUAACAGACGCCCUUAUCUAGGGCGACUUACAGUUGUUACAAGAUAUCACAUUAUUUUUACAUACAAUUACCCAUUUAUACAGUUGGGUUUUUACUGGAGCAAUCAAGGUAAAAUACCUUGUUCAAGGGUACAGCAGCAGUGUCCUCCACAAGGGAUUGAAACCACGACCCUCCGGACAGAAGGUCAGAGCCCUAACCACUACUCCACACUGCUGCCCUUUGGAAUACUAAGAUAGUAGUCCAAAGCCUGUUUUCAAAGCAUGUAUCUUGAUGGGAUUUGAGAUUAACUGCACUUUUUUUUCAGCAUAUGUAUUUAUUAAAAGGGAUAUAUAGUUUGUGGCGGAGCUACAGAAAAAAAACAAAAAAAACACUGGAAUAAACAUUUUUUUACCUCAUUAAAUACCUCCACUAAA
This is a messenger RNA of Acipenser ruthenus (sterlet), 2559 nucleotides long. RefSeq names its product interferon alpha/beta receptor 2-like. The transcript is spliced from 8 exons. Bases 354 to 1808 code for a protein of 484 amino acids. The record is from RefSeq and is a predicted model, not a curated record. Lineage: Eukaryota; Metazoa; Chordata; Actinopteri; Acipenseriformes; Acipenseridae. Gene Ontology annotation, molecular function: protein binding.